AUGCCAACCUACGCAGAGUUUAUUCAAGAAAUUUUCCAUGAAGUCAAUCAAGCCCGCACAAAUCCACAUGAAUUUGCAGACCGCUUGGAGAGUACUCUUUCGCAAUACAAAUCUAACAAUGCCAAACAUCGACCAGGUGCAGUACCAAUUGUGACUCGUGAAGGAGUUGGCGCAGCAAAAGAAGCAAUUCAAGCCUUGCGCUCUUCAGAGCCUAUACAGGCAUUAACUUGGUCAGAAGGUCUUGGCAGAGCUUCCCAAGCUCAUUGCAAUGACACUGGCUCCCUUGGAAUUGUAGGCCACAUUGGCUCAAAAGAAAAUACCCUUCAAGAUCGGUUAGAAUAUUUUGGCCGCUGGAGUGAGUGUAUAGCUGAAGCUCUUGACUACGGCUCAGUUGAUGCUUUUGAGACAGUCAGCACUUUCUUGAUAGAUGACGGUCUUUCCACGCGUCCUCAUAGAAAUGCCCUUCUUAACCCUCGAUUUAAUAAAGUAGGAAUUGGUGCAGCACCUCAUACAGAAUAUAAAACUGUCAUUAGCGUUGUCUUGGCUGGAGGAUUUAAAGAUAAAGAUGAGCUAGAACAGGUAGAAAUCGCUGAAGGAGAGCUUAAGCCUGUCGCUGAGGUCGAUGAAUGGCUUGAUGGAGCUGUUAAGCUGACCUGCGAGGUUAGGACUGAAACUGAAGCUGGAAAAACAGUGAAAAAAGUAAAAAAAUAUUGGGAAAUGGCUGAUGGAACUACGCAGAUUACAGAAUCAACUCUAGAACAAAAAGAAGAAGCUUAA
This is a messenger RNA of Blepharisma stoltei, 777 nucleotides long. The record is from the annotation of a GenBank genome assembly. NCBI's taxonomy places the organism in Eukaryota, Ciliophora, Heterotrichea, Heterotrichida, Blepharismidae.